Messenger RNA from Pyrus x bretschneideri (Chinese white pear), 1670 nucleotides. Its product is annotated as UDP-glucose iridoid glucosyltransferase. Bases 259 to 1614 code for a protein of 451 amino acids. The transcript has 2 exons. Gene Ontology annotation, molecular function: UDP-glycosyltransferase activity. NCBI's taxonomy places the organism in Eukaryota, Viridiplantae, Streptophyta, Magnoliopsida, Rosales, Rosaceae. The record is from RefSeq and is a predicted model, not a curated record.
GUGAUACUGAGGUGCAAAUUGGGAUGUAUAUAUAUUUUGCAUUCAAUCGUUGCACUGAAUAAAUAAAAGAAUAAUCAAGAGCUUGAAUUUAGAGGCUUAUGCAGAAGGUAAAAAAGGAUUUUUUUUUUAUAACUCUCCUCUAUAAAAACUCCCAAGGGUUUUAAUGAAGCAGUCAAAAAUUUAGAAAUCCAAUCACUGUAACCUUUUGGGGGGGGUGUGUGUGUGUGUCUCUGUAAGAGAGAAGAGAAAGAGGGAAGGAUGGAGAUGGAAAAGAAAACACAGAGUACCAGGUUGGUCUUAUUCCCAUGUCCAUACCAAGGUCACAUAAAUCCAAUGCUUCAGCUGGGUUCCUUCCUUCACUCAAGGGGCUUUUCCAUCACUGUCAUUCACACCCAGUUCAACUCCCCCAACCCUUCAAACCACCCAGAUUUCACCUUCUUUCCAAUACAAGAUGGCUUGACUGCUGAAGAGAUCUCAUCUGGGAAUGCAGUGGCCAUUUCGCUGGCCAUAAAUGCCAACUGCACAGCGAGUUUCCGACAGCGCUUGACUCAAGUUAUGGAACAGGAACCCGAGAACAAAAUCACCUGCGUUAUCCAUGAUGACCUUAUGUACUUCACUGAAGCUGUAGCUAAGGAUCUAAACAUCCCAAACAUCAUGCUACGAACUACCAGCGUUACCAAUUUUCUAGCUCGUACUGCUCUCCUAUGGCUUCAUUCAAAAGGUCACAUCCCAUUCCCAGACUCUCAGUCACUGAGUCCGCUGCCCGAUGUUGAUCACCUCAGGUUGAAGGAUCUGCCUACCAGCAACUUCGACACAGUAGAAAGGUACUCAGAACUAGCCAGUAAUGCACACGAUGUGAGGACAGCAUCAGCAAUCAUUUGGAACACCACUGAUUGUCUUGAACGAUCAUCACUUGCAAAGAUCCAGCAACAAUGCCCAGUUCCAAUCUUCUCCAUAGGUCCUCUUCACAAGAUUGAAGCAGCAGCUUCUAGUAGCUUACUAGAAGAGGACACCAGCUGCAUUGGGUGGCUCGACAAGCAAUCUAACAACGCGGUUAUCUACGUAAGCUUGGGAAGUCUAGCAUCCAUCAGUGAGAAAGAGCUCACCGAAAUGGCUUGGGGAUUGGCUAACAGCGAGCAGCCUUUCUUAUGGGUGAUCAGACCUGGCUCAGUAGGUGGUUCAAAUUGGAUGGAGCUAUUGCCUAAAGGUUUCAUAGAAGCGAUUGGAGAACGCGGUUACAUUGUAAAAUGGGCACCCCAGAGGAAAGUUUUGUCCCAUCGCGCAAUCGGAGGGUUUUGGAGCCACUGCGGUUGGAACUCAACGCUAGAGAGUUUGUCCGAAGGGAUUCCGAUGAUAUGCCUGCCGUCUUUUGGCGACCAGAAGGUGCAUUCAAGGUAUGUUAGCCUAGUAUGGAAAGUAGGGAUACAUUUAGACAAUGAGAUAGAGAGAGGAGAGAUUGAGAGAGCUGUCCGGAAACUGAUGGUAGAUGCUGAUGGGGAGGUGAUGAGGGUUAGGGCCAAGGAUUUGAAGGAGAAAAUAGAAGUUUCUUUGAGGAAAGGUGGUUCUUCCUACAAAUUCUUGAAUAAGCUUGUAGAACUCAUCAUGUCACUUUAAUUAUGUAUCUUUUACCACAACCUUGAAUAAAGUUUCCUGCAGAUGGAUGCAAGAAA